CUUCAUUCAAACCUAUCUCUUCUGCUUCUCUCCGGUUUGCAUCUUCUUGACACGCACGAACACGCACACAGACACUCGCGCAUACUUCACAGUACACAACCCAUCUUCCCGAACCUCACCUGAUUCAUCACACCACCAUAUUGUGCGUGCGAUUCCUCUCGUCCCGAACAGAUUAUCCUCAUUUCCGGUUUGCGCAUGAUGGCAUCGUCGCUGCAACAAUUUGUGCAUGACAAGUUGAUCUACGCAACGGCUUACCUGCAAGGGCGGUUUUACGCGCUUCCGCGCGGCCCAUCCGAUGUUUAUGGGCUGUUCGUCUCGAAGCUUACCAGCCUAAUCGCCCUACCUCUACCACUCCUGAGCUUCCUGGUCGUCCCUUUCUACGGCGGAUCUUCGACUACCGUUAGCUUGCUCGUUUUCUACUUGACGUGGUCUGCACUUGUAAUCAGUCAUGAUCCACUGACAAUAGAAAUUUAUGGGACCAUCGCGAUAAGAGGAUUGUGCUACCUGCUACCUGCGCUCGCUUUUCUCGCCUUCGAUCUUGGCCUUCCGGAUAUCAGCAAGAAUGUCAAGGCUCGCGGCAAGAGGCAACUCCCCGGGAAUCUCAGCCGACAAAGAUUGAUCAGACUGGCCACAGUAGCUGUUGGUAAUGUGAUUUUGGCUAUUCUGGUUCAGGCUGCCCUCGAGGUCGUUGUGACUCGCAUCCUCCAUCUGCGAAGCUUGAUCAAGGUUACCACAAUCUUGCCUUUGCCUUUGACCAUUGUUGUGGACAUCCUGAAGGGUCUCGCAUGCCGCAGUGCUUUGAGCUAUUUUGUCCAUCGCUACCUUCUUCACACCUUCGACUCACCACUGAAAAGUUGGCAUAAACAAUGGCAGCAUUCCGUUACGGCUCCCUUUAGUCUGCUGAGCUCCUAUGACCAUCCCAUCAACUACCUACUGCAUUCCUGGCUACCGACCUUCUUGCCUGCCUACCUGUUCCGAUGGCAUGUUCUAACGUGGCACGCUUUCUUGAUCAUAACCAGCCUGGAAGAGCUCUUCGUCUUCUCUGGCUACGCGGUACUGCCGUCGAGCAUCAUUCUUACUGGCAUGGCCCGUCGUAGCGAAGCACAUUUUGACUCUGUUCAGAAUCGUGGCCAGGUGGGCAAUUAUGGACAUCUUGGCCUGCUGGAUUUCUGUCUUGGAACAGCUUGCAAGCAUGAGGACGACAUCAUCGACGAUGUCAAGAGCGAAGCGGACAAGCAUCGGCUGCAAGACCGCAUCGAUGCUGCAGUCCAAGCCGCGCUCAGCAAACAGCACGAAAUGACGAAUUCGUCAAAUUCGCAAGGAAAACUUUCAUUCCGAAAAUCGAAAGCGAGUGGCUCACAUGAGGACGCGAAUGUCCGUGCUGAUGACACAGACGACCAUGACAACAAUAUCCAGGCAGAAGGUACGGAUUCAGGUCCGCGACGAAGUGGUCGAAGGAAAUUGUUCAAAUCGUGAUGCAGUGUACUUCGACGCGCUAUGCUUGAUUUUCAAUGAGGAACAGACAUAAUCAGAUCACGAUUCUGCUUUUUUGUUGGCCGCUUGGAUAUUUACCAAUUCCUCUGUCUGAUCUAUGUUUUUUCAAUGAAAGCAACAGGGGAGUUAGUGUGCGCCAAAGAAAUUGUAGAAUGCUGUUAAAAUUUCGAG
Messenger RNA from Dissoconium aciculare CBS 342.82, 1665 nucleotides. RefSeq lists its product as uncharacterized. Gene Ontology annotation, molecular function: iron ion binding; C-4 methylsterol oxidase activity. The coding region runs from base 196 to 1476 and encodes 426 amino acids. Lineage: Eukaryota; Fungi; Ascomycota; Dothideomycetes; Mycosphaerellales; Dissoconiaceae. The transcript is spliced from 2 exons. Gene Ontology annotation, biological process: ergosterol biosynthetic process. The record is from RefSeq and is a predicted model, not a curated record.